AAUAGGAACGUUUAAUACGUGUCUCAAUGGAUUUCCUAAAAAGUGGAUUCAAAACUGUGCUUGGUGCUACAGAACCAGGUCAACCGCCCAGUGCUGCUGAAACCGUUGAAAAAUUAGUUGAUAGAGCGUCAUCGUCCACCCUUUUGGAAGAUCGUCGUGAUGCCUGUCGUGCCCUUAAGGCUCUCUCGAGGAAAUAUCGCAUUGAAGUGGGUGCCCAGGGUAUGCCUGCUUUAAUACAAGUUCUUCAAAAUGACUGUCAAGACUGUGAAAUUAUCUCCUAUGCCUUGGACACACUGUGCAAUAUUGUGGCUACGGAGGAAUUUGAUGAGGAGGCUGACAACCCCACAGUAUCGGUAAAUGUGGGUGAACAAUUUACGGAAAUGUUUAUUAAAAAUCCGGAACAUGUUUCAUGUGUCAUGAACUAUCUGGAAGAGUACGAUUUUAGAGUACGUCGAGCAGCCAUACAAUUACUGACGACAUUAAUACAGAAUAAGACGCGAGAUCUGCAAGAGCAUAUCUUGGUAAGUCCAAUGGGUGUGUCUAAACUUAUGGAUCUAUUGUCGGAUAGUCGUGAGGUCAUUCGCAACGAUGCCCUCUUGCUGUUGAUACAGCUGACGAAGGGCAAUUCCAAUAUCCAGAAAAUUGUGGCAUUCGAAAAUGCUUUUGAUAAGAUUUUCGAUAUAAUACGCGAUGAAGGCUGUGCCGAUGGUGGCAUUGUGGUGGAGGAUUGUUUAAUAUUGCUAUUGAAUCUGUUGAAGAACAAUUCCAGUAAUCAGCAAUUCUUUAAGGAGGGUUCAUAUAUACAGCGUUUGGCCCCAAUGUUUGAAUUGUCUGGCCCUGAAGGUGUGGAAGAACAAGGAUGGGCACCACAGAAAAUGUCAAAUGUCCAUUGUAUGUUACAGGUGGUAAGGUCAUUAGUCACGCCCAGCAAUCAACAGCAAGUAGUUUCAUCGUGCCAAAAAGCCAUGAAACAAUCUAAACUACUGGAGGCCCUUUGUGAAAUUCUAAUGGGAAGUGGUGUUCCCGCUGAUAUUUUAACGGAGACAAUAAAUGCAGUGGCAGAAGUUGCCCGAGGCGAUCCAGAUAAUCAGGAGCUAUUGAGUAAAGUUAUGGCACCCAGUACACCACCUCGUCCGGUCAUAGUUGUAUUGCUAAUGUCAAUGAUUAACGAGAAGCAAAUGUUGGCUCUACGUUGCUCUGUGCUCUAUUCAUUCCAGUGUUAUUUGUAUCGCAAUCCUGCCGGUCAACAGGCGGUGGUCUCAACACUAUUGCCUUCGUCGGCAGCCGAUGUUUCAAGCCUUUCUACUGGUCAAUUAUUGUGUACGGGAUUAUUUUCGACAGAUUCAUUGGCCAAUUGGUUCUCAGCAGUUGCUCUCAUGCAUACCUUAGUCGACAAUACCAAUCAAAAGGAGGAGUUAUUGCGUGUUCUUCUGGCAACCUCUGCUGGUGGCCACAAGCCCAUAACACUAAUGGAACAAUGUACCAAUUUGUUACAACAGGAUUCUUACAAGCUGCAAAGUAAAGUUGGUCUACUUAUGUUGUUGAGUAUGUGGGUGGCCCAUUGCCCCACUGCGGUGAAAACGUUACUCCAAACACAAGGAACCAUGGGUUACUUGACUGCCCAAAUUAGUGGCAAUGAACAUGAUGAAAAUGAAUAUCUGGUCCAAGGUCUGUGUGCCUUUCUGAUGGGUCUAUGCAUACAGUUCAAUGACAAUUCAUUGGCCGGACAGAAGCGUGAUGAUAUCUGCCAGCUGAUAAUCAAGCGUAUUGGCCAGGAGAAUUUCUGCAAUAAACUGAACGAAGUCUCUAGGCAUGAGGCAUAUAGCCGUGCAUGCAAACAACCCCAAAUUCGGGCCAAAUCAGCCAUUGAACUGUUAUUGGACUAUGAAUAUUGUAAACUCUUCAAAGGACUGGAAGCACUGGUAGUCAAAAUGGUAACAGGUUUCGAUGUAAAUGGCAUUGAGCUAACAGAACUCACCCUUAGUUCAGAGGCUUCAGCAUUGGUUGCCCAAUAUAAAGGAAUUAUACGUGGUUUGGAUACACAAAUUACAUCUCUACAAGAGACCGUUAAACAAUUGGAAAGUAAAAACUCGGAACAAGAGAAAAAGCUAACAGAACUGCAAUCAUUAAAUCAUCAAUUAACCGAUCAAAAUACAUUGUUGAAAGCCCAGUUGGGAGCUCGUAAAAAUAAUGACUCCUCUAAUUCGACCAAUUCUUCAACGCCCAAUAAUGACAAUAAUUCCUCACCCACCAAUCAUGCCACAUUGGAAGCCUUAAAUGCAGCCCAGUUUCAAACAAAUCUAUAUUAUACUGAAAACUUACGCCUACAACAAGAAUUGGAAAAUUUGCGCAAACGUUUGCAGGAAGCUACAACAACGGCAAACACUGCCAAUGAGAAUUAUCAAAAGUUACAAAAGGACCAAGAAGAUCUAUUGGAGCUGCUAACCGAUCAAGAAAAUAAAAUACAACGUUAUGAACAACAAAUGAGGGCAGCCGGUCUACCCGUUGAAGAGGAAGAAGAUGCCGAGGACAAUAGUAAUAGCGAUGAAAAUAUUGUAUCUUCAAAUCCUUCAAGUUCUCUGACAAAUUCCAUAGAAAAUGCUAGCCCACAGCAUACGGUAACACAAAAUAUUUAA
Molecule: messenger RNA, 2636 nt
Organism: Musca vetustissima
Lineage: Eukaryota; Metazoa; Arthropoda; Insecta; Diptera; Muscidae
Gene: p115
Product: general vesicular transport factor p115
Exons: 1
Coding region: 27-2636 (869 amino acids)
Biological process (GO): vesicle fusion with Golgi apparatus; endoplasmic reticulum to Golgi vesicle-mediated transport; transcytosis
Cellular component (GO): ER to Golgi transport vesicle membrane; endoplasmic reticulum; Golgi stack
Molecular function (GO): protein binding
Source: RefSeq, a predicted model, not a curated record